Molecule: messenger RNA, 1204 nt
Organism: Odocoileus virginianus texanus
Lineage: Eukaryota; Metazoa; Chordata; Mammalia; Artiodactyla; Cervidae
Source: RefSeq, a predicted model, not a curated record
GCGGAGGCUCUGGAAAGAGGGCUGCGAGCGCGAUGCUUGGUGAGAAGACGAGUCCGACGGCUGCCGGGCGCUGAUCCCGGCGGGGCGGGGCGGUCCGGCCCCGGGCAUGGGACGCCGGGGUGCCGGGCUUCGGGACGAUUGGGGCGCGCCUCGUCUGAGCUCGCGGCGCGCCUGAAGUUGCGGCCGGCAAGCAGCCAACAGAGAGCGGACGGCCGAAGGGGACCCAGGAGCGGCCAGCGCGCCGUGGAUGAGCCUUCGCACCGGCGGCGAGACGCGGCGGUGGUCAGUACUCGAGCAGGCGGCCUUCCGGGGCCCAUCCAGCGGAGAGCAGAGCCCAAGGCGCGGCGCCGCUCCGCACAUGCACACGGAGCCAUGAGGUGCCACGCAGCCUCCAACUGCCUCGUGGUCUGGCUUUCUGUGCUGAUCUCUGGAUGCUGGGGCCAGGUGAACCGACUGCCCUUCUUCACCAACCACUUCUUUGACACAUACCUGCUGAUCAGUGAGGAUACGCCUGUGGGUUCCUCUGUGACCCAGUUGCUGGCCCGAGACAUGGACAAUGACCCCCUGGUGUUUGGCGUGUCUGGUGAAGAGGCCUCCCGCUUCUUUGCUGUGGAGCCUGACACAGGCGUGGUGUGGCUCCGGCAGCCGCUGGACAGAGAGACCAAGUCAGAGUUCACAGUGGAGUUCUCUGUCAGCGACCACCAGGGGGUGAUUACAAGGAAGGUGAACAUCCAGGUCGGGGACGUGAAUGACAACGCACCCACAUUUCAUAAUCAGCCCUACAGUGUCCGCAUCCCUGAGAACACACCGGUGGGGACGCCCAUUUUCAUUGUGAACGCCACGGACCCUGACCUGGGUGCAGGCGGCAGCGUCCUCUACUCCUUCCAGCCCCCCUCCCAGUUCUUCACCAUCGACAGCGCACGCGGCAUCGUCACAGUGAUCCGGGAGCUGGACUACGAGACCACGCAGGCCUACCAGCUCACCGUCAAUGCCACGGAUCAAGAUAAGACCAGGCCUCUGUCUACCCUGGCCAACUUGGCUAUCAUCAUCACAGACGUCCAGGACAUGGACCCCAUCUUCAUCAACCUGCCUUACAGUACCAAUAUCUACGAGCAUUCUCCUCCGGGCACGACAGUGCGAAUUAUCACUGCCAUUGACCAGGAUAAAGGACGUCCCCGGGGAAUUGGCUACACUAUCGUCUCAG